GAAAUGCUCGGAUCCGGAGCAUACUCGACGGUUUACAGAUGUGUUGACAAGGAUAGUCAAGAAGAAUGUGCAGCGAAGGUGAUAAAGCUGAGGGAAAUGGCUGCGGAUGAGGUCGAAGCGCUCCACAUUGAGGUGGGAAUCCUGGAACGAAUCAGGCACCCAAAUGUACUAAACCUUAGAAAUUUUUACGAGGACCCGAGAACUUCGAAUAAUCAAGCUCCUAAAGCCUACAUUGUUACUGAAAUACUCAAUGGAGGCGAGCUCUUCGAUCGCAUAGUCCAACGCACUUACUACUCCGAACACGAAGCGCGCAAAGUCAUCCAAAUUCUGUACUAUAUCGGGUGGGCAUCAUCCGUGCACCGUGAUUUGAAACCGGAAAAUCUGCUAUUGAAGUCUACGAAGGAUGAUCAUGAAUUGAAAGUUGCUGAUUUUGGAUUUGCUGCAAUUGUCACAGACGGCUGCCUCUCGACACAAUGUGGUACCCCAAAUUAUGUGGCACCAGAGAUUCUAGAAAACAAACAGUAUGGUUGUGCUGUCGACAUGUGGUCAUUGGGUGUUCUUACUUUUGUUCUUCUUGGCGGAUAUCCACCCUUUCAUGAUGAUAAUCAAGCAGAGCUGUUCAGGCGCAUAAAAGAAGCAAGCUACAAAUUCGACCCACAGCUUCGACCAGCGUUGUAUUGGGAUGUUGUCAGCUCCGAUGCAAAGGAUUUUAUUCGCAAGCUUCUAAAUAGGGACUCUGACCAGCGCCUCACCGCACAACAAGCCAUGCUUCAUCCUUGGCUC
Aureococcus anophagefferens is the source of this 783-nucleotide messenger RNA. RefSeq lists its product as hypothetical. Gene Ontology annotation, molecular function: protein kinase activity; ATP binding. NCBI's taxonomy places the organism in Eukaryota, Pelagophyceae, Pelagomonadales, Pelagomonadaceae. The transcript is spliced from 5 exons. Gene Ontology annotation, biological process: protein phosphorylation. The record is from RefSeq and is a predicted model, not a curated record. The annotation marks the transcript as partial.